This is a messenger RNA of Cololabis saira (Pacific saury), 1196 nucleotides long. RefSeq lists its product as uncharacterized. Gene Ontology annotation, biological process: adaptive immune response. NCBI's taxonomy places the organism in Eukaryota, Metazoa, Chordata, Actinopteri, Beloniformes, Belonidae. Gene Ontology annotation, cellular component: membrane. The transcript has 5 exons. Gene Ontology annotation, molecular function: signaling receptor activity. The record is from RefSeq and is a predicted model, not a curated record. Bases 57 to 704 code for a protein of 215 amino acids.
CCACCGCUGAGCCGCUGUCUUGGCGUGUAAACAACAUCUGCAGUCACAGCGCCGACAUGAAGCCGCUCUGGUGCUCCGUGCUGUUGCUCUGCCUCUCCGUCCGCUCAGAGAGAAUUGCAAUCUUUGGAGAGGCUGGCAAGAACAUCACUUUGACGUGUUCCUUUCAAAGUCCACGAGGCAGUGGCGGCUUCGCCGGGUUAUACCUGUACCACAAGUUUCGUGCUAAUGAGGAAGAAGUGUUUUUCGUCAACAAAUACACCCCCAAAAAAGCUGUGCCACGGAAAAACUACGAGGGCAGGUUUCAGACCGAGGGAACGUUCAACAAACUGAACAUCAUCAUCGGCAACCUGACCGUGAACGACAGCGGCUACUACAGAUGCGUGUACAAAAUAAACUCCAGCACUAACGACCUGCGCAACACCUACGCCGUUUUUAUCACAGGUCUGUAUGGAUCCUGCUGUACGCAAAAGGAACAGCCUCCUUCAUUUAAAGCUGACAAGUGUCUGCCCCUGUCCUACUACUUCAUCAUCUCCUGCGUCAUCAGCGCUGUCAUAACGACGACCUUCCUCCUGCUCUUAAGGGCGAAGAGAUGGCGGAAUAAGAGAAGAUCGAGGAGUGAGCAAAUAGUCUCCAAUGACUGCGUGUAUGAAGAAAUGAGGAAGAGCGACGUCCCCAAGGCCGACAGUCCGCCCCAAUCCUCCUAAAAUGUGGCCACUGGUGCAUCACAAGUGACAUCUCCUUCAUGAGUCUUUGAGUCAUGUCCGUCAACUCCGGACAUGUGAAAGAAUACUGACAUUAAAGCUAUUGUUUUUCUUUUUUCUUUCUUAAUUGCGUAUUUAACUGAUUAAAUGACCCGAUGGCUUAAAAGUCCAGAAGCUGACCCAGAAGUACGGCCAAACCAGCGAGACAAGAGUUAAAUGCUCAGUGACUGAAGCAGGCUGGGUGUGAAAAAUGCUGCUUUUGUUAUAUGUGACAAAGAAUACCCACCACCUCCAGGGUUUUUGUGUGUUUUUGCAGAAAAGAAGUGAGUUUAUUUUUGUGAGUGUUUGCUAAUACGAAUUUAAUCAGUAUGAAAAAUGAGAAUGUUGAUUGUUGUUUAAAAAAAAAAGAAAAAAGGAACUGAAUGUCAUGUUUUCAAACUGUGUCUACUGAUUUGUGAUGUGGACUCAAACACAACGUUGACUUUUGUAAAGUGG